Triticum dicoccoides is the source of this 579-nucleotide messenger RNA. Its product is annotated as tryptophan aminotransferase-related protein 3-like. The coding region runs from base 17 to 574 and encodes 185 amino acids. NCBI's taxonomy places the organism in Eukaryota, Viridiplantae, Streptophyta, Magnoliopsida, Poales, Poaceae. Gene Ontology annotation, biological process: amino acid metabolic process. The transcript has 3 exons. Gene Ontology annotation, molecular function: carbon-sulfur lyase activity; transaminase activity. The record is from RefSeq and is a predicted model, not a curated record.
CUCCGACGCGGACGUCAUGCUCUUCACCACCUCCAAGCUCUCCGGCCAUGCCAGCAGUCGAUUCGGGUGGGCGCUGAUAAGGGACGAGAAGGUGGCCAAGAGGGUCAAUGACUACAUUAUGCAGAACACCAUGGGCGCGUCCCGCGACACCCAGCUCCGGAUGCUUGCCAUCUUCAAGACCAUACUGGCCAACCUGCACGGCAAGGAGGACAUCUUCGCCUUCGGGCACGACGUGAUGACGGCCAAAUGGCGCAAGCUUAGCGCCGUCGUGUCGCACUCCCGCCGGAUCUCGCUGCAGAACAUCCCUCCCCAGUACUGCACCUACUUCGACAAGAUCAGGGAGCCAUCCCCAGCUUAUGCGUGGGUCAAGUGUGAGAGGGAGGAAGACAGUGACUGCUCCGACGUGCUGCUCAAGGCCAAGAUAAUCACACGGUCCGGCGUCUGGAACGAUGCCAGCAGCCGGUACACGAGGAUAAGCCUCAUCAAGUCCCAGGACGACUUCGACCUGCUCCUCGAGAGGAUCACAGAAUUUGUCGAUGCCGAGCUCACCGCUGCUGGUUCCAACUCCAUGUGAUGUCC